GGCGGGGCCGGGUGAGCAGGCAGCAGCGCAGGUUGAACGGAGUCCCAGCGCAGGGCUGGGAUGAGCCUCAAACUUCGGGGCGAUCGCGGUGGGGGAUGUAGCAGCAGCGCCGCCGCCGCUCACCGGCCCGCCCCGGCUCCCGCCCGCCCUCGGCGCCUCCCCCAGCAGUUUUUAAACUCCGACCCCCCCCCUCCGCCUUUCUUCUUUUCCACACCCCCCACACCCCCCCCCCCCGCUUUUCCUCCCCUAGAUGCCAGCCAUGAUCGAGAAGGGCCCGGAGGUCUCGGGGAAACGGCGGGGCAGGAACCACAACGCCGCCGGGGGGAAUAAUAACAACAACAACGGCGGCAGCAAAAGUUUAUCCGCCGCCCCCAACGGCAACAGCAGCGGCAACUCGUGGGAGGAGGGGAGCUCGGGGUCCUCCAGCGAUGAGGAGCACGCUGGCGGCGGGAUGAGGGUCGGGCCGCAGUACCAGGCGGUGGUCCCCGAUUUCGACCCCGCCAAACUCGCAAGGCGAAGUCAGGAGAGAGAGAAUCUCGGCAUGCUGGUAUGGUCACCUAACCAGAAUCUGUCUGAAGCAAAAUUGGAUGAAUAUAUCGCCAUUGCUAAAGAGAAGCAUGGAUACAAUAUGGAGCAGGCCCUUGGGAUGCUCUUUUGGCACAAGCACAACAUUGAGAAGUCUUUGGCAGAUCUGCCAAACUUUACUCCGUUCCCAGAUGAGUGGACAGUGGAAGACAAGGUCUUGUUUGAACAGGCCUUCAGUUUCCAUGGGAAAACCUUUCACAGGAUCCAGCAGAUGCUUCCUGACAAAUCAAUAGCCAGCCUGGUGAAAUUUUACUACUCCUGGAAGAAGACAAGGACUAAAACUAGCGUGAUGGACCGUCAUGCUCGUAAACAAAAAAGGGAACGUGAGGAAAGUGAGGAUGAAAUGGAGGAAGCAAAUGGAAAUAACCCUAUUGAUAUUGAAGUCGAACAAAACAAGGAGAGCAAAAAGGAGGUGCCGCCCGCUGAAACUGUUCCUCAGGUGAAGAAGGAGAAGCACAGUACGCAGGCCAAGAACAGAGCAAAGAGGAAACCUCCCAAAGGAAUGUUCCUUUCCCAAGAAGAUGUGGAGGCCGUUUCUGCCAAUGCAACAGCUGCUACCACUGUACUUAGACAACUGGACAUGGAAUUAGUCUCAAUCAAGCGACAGAUUCAGAAUAUCAAACAGACAAACAGCGCGCUCAAAGAAAAACUUGAAGGUGGUAUAGAACAAUACAGACUUCCAGAGGUUGUUCAGAAAUUUAAUGCACGUUGGACCACAGAUGAGCAGCUUCUUGCUGUGCAAGCAAUCAGGAAAUAUGGCCGAGACUUUCAGGCAAUCUCUGAUGUGAUUGGAAACAAAUCUGUGGUGCAAGUGAAAAACUUUUUUGUAAAUUAUCGACGUCGUUUCAACAUAGAUGAAGUUCUACAGGAGUGGGAAGCAGAGCAUGGCAAAGAGGAGACAAAUGGAACCAAUAGCCAGAAGCCUGUAAAAUCCCCUGAUAAUUCCACUAAAAUGUCCGAAGAGGAAGAUGAGGCUACUUCUGUUCUUGAUGUCAGAUAUGCAUCUGCUUCGUGAGAAGGUGCUGUAGCCUAGAACAAUUUGUGUUGACUACUGUGUUAUCCAGGAUAUCAGGUAUUAGCAAACCUCAGACAGCCAUCUGCAUCAUAUCUGUGGACAAGCAGCUAUUACCAAAAAAAAGGCAAACGCUUCCAGUCCUGUGCUACAUCUGCCUUAAUCUCCCCUCAUUCCUCCAUACUGCCUCCACUUUCUUUCAAAAGCACCCAGGUAGCUCAGCUCUCCAUUUCAUCAACGUCCUGCUUAAGCAUGGGGAUUCCUAGAACCAGUAACACCUGUCUGUAAAUUUUGACCAACCUGCAAAACAAGGAGCUCCUUAGCAGCCCCACAGUAACUCUACACAUUAGGAGUUCUUAUAAUACUUGGUCCGUAGGGUAUAAGUACGUAUUGCUGCAUGGCCUUGUGGUCUCCGCUUCCUGUGUAUUCUUACGAUGACACUAUUAUUAGCGAGCUUUCUAUAAAGGAGAGGGCUGUGCACAUGCCAGUGGUGUCAGGUUUGUUCUGAAAUGACAGGGCAUGUUAACAAGCAAUCUUGAAUAAUGCGAAGUGAUAGGAGAUGUUAUUUCUAAGGUUUGGUCAGUCCAAGGUUGUAAACGUAACUCAUUACACUUCUGGUUUGUGCAAUUCUUUCCACUGUAUUUGUGUGUUCUUGCUUCAUAGAAAGCUCCCUAAUUGAGCAUUUUAUUCCUGUAUAUUUUAAUGGCUUUUAUUUAGUGCAAAAGGGAAUACGUAACCUGAACCUGUUUGAUACGCUAUUUAACCCCUGGCAUUCAGCAUUUGCAUUGUAACUUGUUAAAUGAGUGCUACACAACUUUCUUUUUCCUGAUCCUCUGCGGGAUUAAGUCAAAACAACUUUCUCUGGUGCCUCUCCUUUGGAAUAUGUGCCUUUUUACAUUUGGCUACCAUAGGUCACUUUCUGUCCCAGUGUCUCAUUCCUCUUCAGAGCGCUGUUUGCCAAAGACAUCAAACUACUUCUCCCAUUGGAAGUCUGGACGAGGGUUGGAGUACAAAAUUCAACCUUCCGGUAGUUUUUGGUCUCUUGGAAGUUUAAUGGAGAAGAACUGGGUUAAUUUCAUUGGCCAUUUUAACCCUUCUGAAGCACACACCGCUUUCAUGUUCUGAACCAAAAUAUGCAAUUUAAAAUCUAAGAGGUGCUUUUCCAAAUACUUGGUGCAUGCAGCUUUCAAAUCCCCCAGCCCUCUGCUCGGAUGACCUGUGCUGUGGCCUCUCUAGCUGGCUUGAACUGGAGCUGUUCCUCAAAGUCCCGUAUGAGGACUUUGCACCUUGAACAAGGGAGUUGCUGGCUGCCGAGCAGAGAGCGUUCAGAGAAGCUAGAAGCAGCAGUAUUACUUCUUUUCCAGUGGAAAGCUGCAAAAUAACACUAGUCACAAAGCAUUUAAAAAUGGUUAAUUUCAUGAUCUUGGAAGAAACCGCCGUGUGUCUUUGCAGGUGGAAAAAAGGACCUUCUUUGCCUCUCUUUCUCUACAGAGGGUUGAAGCCAAGACGGCACACAGCAAUGUGCGGCACCAGCCUCCUAACACAACCUGAAAUGAGCUAGUCCACGUCCUGGCCUGCAGCUGAGGUGCUGCAAGCUCUGAGUCUAGCCCCGAACUUGGUGCUGAUGUUUGAGCUGCUGGGCUGUGCCGGACUGUGUGCUGUGAGGGCUCUGCUCUCUGUACCUAAAGGAGGUAGGCUAAUGCCAGCUGGCUGACGGAGCCAGCUCUGCCUGCACCUCCUGCAGCGGAGACACAACCCAAGGAAAGGCGGAGGAGGUAGCCUCCUGUACCACCAAGGUGGUCUCCUCCUUGGGCCUUGUGUGAGGAGCGUAAUUCAACAUCAGAAAUUGAGCAACAGUGCCCAGGCGAAGGAGCAGAUAGGCAUUUCUCAGGGCGGGCUAGAGCGCGGAGCCCAAAAAGGGCCUGUUUCAGCCACUUUGCAGCUGUUUCAUUUUGGUCGCUCCAGAGAGAUGCUUUGAGGUAGGUGAUGGAAGGGAGCUAUUCCCUAUCCUCUGUGUGGGAAACCUGUAAUCCCAAGUUUGUGGCAGUGUCUCUACAGCUGUUCACGUGAACUGGCAGCUCCGUUGUGGCCCUGCAGAUGUUCCUUCAGUCCUGUGGCAGUUGGAGUUGGGAGUCUCUUGUGGGAAAGGACACUAGUUGUUAGCCAGUGUGAAUUAGGAUUAAAGACAGGCAAAGAGCACUGUGAAUUCAGCUGACAGUUCUGGUAUAAAGCAAUGCCGCUCAUUAGAAAUACUCUAGUAUUAAACCUCCUGCUGGUACCAAUGCACGGAGACAGGACCUCGCCAGUGUGAGAGGGCUGUGUGAGCUUCUAUCCCAGCUGGCAAAACUCACCGGGAGAGGCUUCUGCUGACGAGCUAAGUUACCUGUGAGGACUUUCCAUCGGUUUUUGCCCUCAAAUCUGUCCAUCUUGUGAUCAGAAAAGUUGUGUUUUGGCUUCAUCCCCAAGGGGUAGGGGGAACCAUGUAUAAUUCAUGAUAUUAGGAAGAAAAAAGUUGUUUAAUUACUUUUCAGUUGACUGCUAUCUUAUUGUAGUUGAUACAUACAAUAUAAUAGCACUGUAUUUUAAACGUUUAGUUUUUUACAUUCUCUUUAACUAUCUUUUUAACUGCAAUGAAAUAAUUUUAGCUUUUGAAAGUUUAAAUGGUUUGGUCUUGUUUAGGUGAAGACCCUCUUUUUUUUUUUUUUUUUAAAUGGGUCAAGCAUUAGGUACAUCAACUGGUUGCAUUCUAAUUAGAAGGGUCCACAAAGAUAACUGCAUAAGUUAGAAUAUUCACUUAAAUUUUGUUUCUUAAACUAUCAAUGUGAAUGUCAUAAUUAUAUAUAUUUUGUGGAAAAUGGGAAAUUAUUUCUCCUAAGUAUAAGUUAUUGUGCAAAAUAUGGUAUCGUUAAAGAAAAUGAUAGUUUAAGUUUUAGUUUUAGAAAUCUUAAAGAUAUAAAAGUGUAUUGCAUAUGCAUAAACAAAUUUCAUUUGUUCUAUUUAAUUUUUAUGUAGUUGUGUAAAGUGCUAGGUAACUUCUUUUUUCGCUUAUCCAUUAAAACAACCUUGUUACUUGAAUAUUCGUGUUUAACUGGUUUGAAACAGUGAUCAAUUUUUGUAAUAUAACCUUAUAACCAAGGGAAAAAAAACAAACAAACCAUGCCUCAGUUGUGCUUAACAAUACAGCAACAAUGUACAAUCAGAUGCUUAAGACCAUAGUAGCCAUAACUGGUAGUGCAACCACAGUGGUUGUGUCUUGAUAGAUUUAAUACCAAUGGGGAUAAUGAAUUCUUAAUAUAUUUUUACAAGUUUGCAACCAGGAAGACCCCAUUAAUACCCACGAGAACACUUUUUUAGUCGUUAAUAUAAGAGUGAAACUCUUAUUCUCUUAAAGCAAUGUCCUGACAAACAUAUUUUUUUCCUGUACAAAUGCAUCUGAAACAUUAUAUUAAAAUAUGCUCAUUGUCACUUUAAAUUUCAGUUUUUAUUCUCUAAAUCGCUAAUAUGCUGUUGGUAUUCUUGCACACCAAAUAUGAGCCAAACAGUGCAUUACACUAACUUGGUCACUGGAUUUGUGAACAUAAAUCUCCAAGUCAAUGAAGCGCAAAAAUAUCGUAGGAGAUUUUUCUGAUAAUGCAUUUUUUCAAAUCUGUAUAAAAUUAUGCAUUGCCCAUUCAGCGAUGAGUGGCCUGAUAUUUACUCUUUUUAAAAAAAAAAAAAAAAAAAAAAAGAAAAAUGAUUUUUUUUUAUUAGCUCCAGCUUGUCUUCAGCAAGUCAAAAAUCUCGCGAUCUUGUGCAAUGCCCCUAAAGCAAAUACUUUCUGCCACUCCCUGGAUUAAUGCAGCUUUUCCUGUUGAUAGUAAAGCACAAUUGCAGUGAAAGUUACAGUUCAGAAGAUGGAAGGUCAGUAUAGUCUAUGCAUGUUGUAUAAUAAUGAGUGUUUACAUUCAUAUUCUCCUAAAAUAAAAUUUAUACUGGAGUGUAUAGUAUUCCAUUAUGUAGAUUUUAUCAAUUUUGUUAACUGCUUAUAGAUUGCUUAAAAGAAGUUUUUUCAAGAUUUUAAAAGAUGUAUAAGGUUAAGUUUGCAAAUAUAAUGGAAAUGCUGUAUAGCUUUUGAAGUGAUAAAAUACUCGUUGGGAUUUUAAAGAAAGUAUGUUGUAAGUAAUAUUUUAAAUGUCUUUUUUGCCUGUUUUCUAUUAUUCGGCACACUUACUGUGAUGAAUGUUCAUAGCAUUAUAAAAUUGCUUAGCCACUGAAAAGUAACAUUUGGUUUUGAAUUAUUUUACUGUAUGAGGAAUUAUAGUGGGGUAAAUUCCUUUGUGAAAUUCUACAUAAUUCAUUUUUCUAUGAUUUCCAAUGUUUGCUGACAUCAAAUAAAAUUUUUUCAAGCCAUUGAUGUAAUAAAACACGUAGUAAAACGUUA
Messenger RNA from Chroicocephalus ridibundus (black-headed gull), 6017 nucleotides. RefSeq names its product REST corepressor 1 (gene RCOR1). The transcript has 12 exons. The record is from RefSeq and is a predicted model, not a curated record. Lineage: Eukaryota; Metazoa; Chordata; Aves; Charadriiformes; Laridae. Gene Ontology annotation, biological process: regulation of transcription by RNA polymerase II; negative regulation of DNA-templated transcription. Bases 251 to 1600 code for a protein of 449 amino acids. Gene Ontology annotation, molecular function: transcription corepressor activity. Gene Ontology annotation, cellular component: transcription regulator complex; histone deacetylase complex.